GCCACCCCGCGCGCGCAUGGCACGGGGGUAUAAAACACCGACGCAAAACCGCCUCAUCAGUCAUCACAACGAACCUCGCACCCUCCGCUCCGGCCAUCCUCCAAACCGUCAGCACUCAGGGCCACCGGAGCUUCGCUCGCCGACCGACUCGACUCGGCCGGCGAUGGGGAGGACGCUGGACGUGCUGCUGGGCCGCACAACGAAGCAGACGGCGCGGCUCAAGUCCCUCCUGCACCUCGCCACGAAGCGGAUCGCGGUGGUGCGCGCGCACCGGGAGGUGCGGUGCGCGCAGGCGCGGGGGGACGUGGAGCAGCUGCUGCGGCAGGGCCACCCGGACCGGGCCCUCCUCCGCGCCGAGCAGGUGAUCCGGGAGCGGGGCACGCUCGACGCCCUCCUCCUGCUCGACGCCUACUGCGCGCUCCUCGCCGACCGCUCCGCCCUGCUCGACGACGCGCACCGGGACUGCCCCGAGGAGCUGCGGGAGGCCGCGGCGGGGCUCUGCUACGCGGCCGCGCGGUGCGGGGACCUCCCCGAGCUGCAGGAGGCCCGCGCCCUCCUCGCCGCCAGGUUCGGCCGGGGCUUCGCGUCCGGCGCCGCCGAGCUGCGCGCCGGCUGCGGCGUCAACGCCAAGCUCGUGCAGCGGCUGUCCACCGCGCUGCCCAGCCUCGAGAGCCGCCAGAUGGUGCUCCUCGAGAUCGGCGCCGACAAGGACAUCCCCGUGCGCCUUCACAGCGACGCCGCCGACUCAUACGAGGAUCCGGCCGGCCGCUCCCACCAUGGCCAUGGCCACAGGAAGAAGAGGCACGACGACGACGACGAGCGGCGGCACGCGACGCCGCGGGCCGACGACGACAACGCUGACUCGCCGCGGACAUUCAAAGACGUGGAAGAGGCGGCGCAGGCCGCGUUCGAAUCGGCUGCCACGGCGGCGGCCGCCGCCAAGGCUGCCAUAGAGCUCUCGCGAGCCGGGCCCGGGAGCCCCGACGACAGGUACAGGAGGAACCCAGGAAGGGCGCAUGCCGACGACGAGACGCUCCACGGCGGCGAUCAUCUGGCCCAUGGCAAGGCCUUCGAGAGGAUUGGACAUGUUCGGAACUACAGCUCAGACGCAGAGGAUCUCCCGGAGAAGAGCAGGAUACGCCCAGGAGCUAGUCCGGUUGAGGCAUGCAUGCUUGUGCGGCUGAAGCAGAUAUAUAUGCAUGGAGUAGCAUGCAGUACGUGAAGAAAGGAUGAUCUAUCGAUUUGUGUGCGUGCAUCAAGAACUCAAGAUCGUCCAGUGAGUUGUGCUCUCAUUAGGCAGGCAUCCACACGGACACGGUGCACUUAUGCAGUUUCAGCGUACUACUAAUUAGGCAGAUUUUGCCGGCCGGAGCGUCGCCGGCGAGGGAGGGCGACGGCCGGCGAUGAUGUCCGACAACGGCAAGCGUGGCCACCUCGACCCGUCAAUCAUCGAGAGUCACUCCCUCUCUCGUCCGUGCCCAGCAGCGACACCAGCCGGUACGAUCGCCGCCCCCGCGAUCGAGGAGGAGCGGCACGACGUGGGCGGUGGAUUCGUCAGGACGCAGCCGCGCGCGGUUGUUGCCGGCUUCAGUCAGGACGGACAGAAGACUCUAGCAGUUUAGCUGCAGGCAUAUGGCCACAGCAGAUAUGGUUUAUUUGAUUUAGUUGUAUUGAUUGAUAGCAGUUGAACUUUUGCACGCAGGAGGCGGCGCUGCUCGACGCGCACCGCGACUGCCCCGAGGAGCUGCGGGAGGCGGUGGCGGGGCUCUGCUACGCGGCCGCCCGGUGCGGGGACCUCCCCAAGCUGCAGGAGGCCCGCGCUCGAGAUAGUGGACCUGGCGGCUAGGGUUGGGAACCUCUCGUGUCGCCCGUGAGGGGGUGACGCAAGAGUCGGGAGAGUCGAGAUUUAUAGAUAGCGACAAUGAUAAUUUUCCUCCUCUUCUUUUA
Messenger RNA from Triticum aestivum (bread wheat), 1947 nucleotides. RefSeq lists its product as uncharacterized. Lineage: Eukaryota; Viridiplantae; Streptophyta; Magnoliopsida; Poales; Poaceae. The record is from RefSeq and is a predicted model, not a curated record. The transcript has a single exon. Bases 17 to 1222 code for a protein of 401 amino acids. Gene Ontology annotation, biological process: protein transport.